This is a messenger RNA of Gordionus sp. m RMFG-2023, 2631 nucleotides long. RefSeq lists its product as uncharacterized. The record is from RefSeq and is a predicted model, not a curated record. The transcript has 4 exons. NCBI's taxonomy places the organism in Eukaryota, Metazoa, Nematomorpha, Gordioida, Chordodea, Parachordodidae. The coding region runs from base 326 to 925 and encodes 199 amino acids.
ACGCAAAUAUUUCAACCUCAAUAUCCAGCAGUUCAAACUUAAAAAGCAUAGGAUUCUUUACGCACUUCGGUCAACACCAAUUUUUAAAUAUCCUAUUCCUCUCCAAACUUACGAAAAAGGAAUAAAGGACUUAACCGAAAAAAUAGUAAAUAUCAGAUUCAACGAAACCGCUUGGGCCCAAGCAACUCUUCCAACCAAAUUUGGUGGUCUCGGCAUCAGAUCUCCACUUGACUUAGCAACAACUACUUUCAUAUCGAGUAGUCUCUUGACAAAGCCAAUAACCACCGCCCAUAAUUCUAAAGAAGACCUUUCCUUAAUCGUGGCUAUGGAUAUUUGGAAAACAAGGAUCAAUGCUGAUUCUCAUCCCCCCACAACCCAUAAACAGAAAGACUGGGAUGCACCAGUGGUUGCUCGCUGCGUUGAAACUCUCUUAUCUAGCAUGCAAUCUACCGACCGCACCCUAUUCUCUUCCCUGCUCAAUGGUACGGGACAUGAGUUUCUUGAGGCCAUCCCAUCUACCAAUCUUCAGCUUCAACUAUCCAACAAUGAAUUUACCCAUGCCAUCGGCAUUCGUCUAAAUUGUUCCAUCACUCACCCCCACAUCUGCUCAGGGUGCAACUCGCCAGUUGACUCGAAGGGUAGACAUAGUUUACAUUGUCGUUCCUGCAAUGGACGAUUCAUCAGACACAAGCAAUGUAAUACAAUCAUCCAACAUGCUCUGAAAUCCGCCCAAAUUCCUUCCACGUUAGAACCACUUGGUCUUUUUAGAUCUGAUGGUAAACGUCCUGAUGGCUCAAAUCCCAUAGGAGAGGCCAACUUUUGGUAUGGGACUAUUCCUGUAUUGACCCCUUGGCCCCAUCCAACCACGCCAUCAACAUCCUUGACCAGAAGGAACAACUUAAAAUUUCUAAAUACACAGAAAUAAUAAACGAUCAUUGCUUCAUCCCAAUCAUAUCAACCACUCUUGGCACCUUCGGCAAACUCGCCUUAGCAUUUUUCAAAAAAUUAGGAUCACAAAUCAGCAAACUCUCAGAAGAAUCUCGAGAGGGUUUUUUUCUUCGUCAACGAUUAUCCAUAGCGAUUCACAAAGCUAAUUAUAUCAGUUUCAAUGGUAGCCUUCUAGCCAAAGAGCUAUCAUAGACAACGCUUACGUCCCUUUUUCAUUUUUGUUCCCCUGCGUCACACCAUCUCCGUUCUUUUUUUUAAUAGUAUUAUUAUAUAUUUUUCAAAUACAAAAUAAUUUAAAAAUUACAUUCAUUAUAUAAUAUUUAUAAAAAUACUAUAUAACAUUUUAGAACUUUAUAUCAAAUUCAAUUCAAUUAUAUUUCUUUCUUUUUUUAAACUUUAUUUGGUAUAAAAUAACACAUUUAAUUAAAAGUAUAAAUGCUAUAAAUUAUUAUAAGGCUUUUAUAAAUUAUUAUUAAAUAAUGAACUAUAAAGUAAUUGUUUUAAAGCCUUUGUCAAAAUAAUAAAAAAUUAUAAUUUAGAGAAUAAAAUUUUUUAUAUAACUUUAGAUAAUGCAACUAAUAAUAAAACAUUUAUUGAUACAUUUUCUUUAAAAUAUCCCUUAAUAAAAAUAGGGGACAUCCGAUGCUUUGCCCAUGUAAUUAAUUUAAUAUCCAAAGAAAUUUUCAAAAUUUUAGACCCUUCAAUUCUAAAACUAAGAAACAUUAUUAGAAUGAUUCGUAAUUCCCCUCAAAAAUUAAAUUUAUUAAAAAAUAUAUGUAGUUCCCUACAUCCUCCCCUAAAUUUUUUAAAACCAAAAUUGGAUUGUGAAAUAAGGUGGAAUAGCACCUAUCAAAUGAUUGAAAGGGGCUUAUUGUUAAAGCUAUAACAAAAUUAGUUAAUGAAGUAAUAACUAACAUUAAAAUUCUUCAAGAAAAACAAAUAUCAGAGGAAGAAUGGGAGGAUCUUAGAAAAAUUAAAGCUAUACUAUUGCCUUUAUAUGAAACUACAAAUAUGGUAUGUGGGGAGAAUUAUCCUACUUAUAAUUUGGUCAUACCUUAUUAUAUUUUAAUUCUUGAACAUCUAAAAAAUGAAAAACCUGGUUUCCAUAAAUCCUUUAACAAUAGUUUCAAAGUAGCAUGUGAUAAAUUGUUGGGCUAUUAUAAUUUAACUGCCGAUGAUGCAAUAAUAACCACAAUAUUAGAUCCCAGGCUUAAAGUAUAAUAUUUUAAAUCAAUAUCUGUUGAUUAUGAUAUUGAUAUAUCCAAGUUAAUGGACAAAUUUAAUGAGAUUUACAAUAGAUAUACAGCUCAUAAUUAUAACUGUCAAACAAAUAAGGAUAAAAUUCAACAAAACAGGCUAGACAUUGUUUUUAAACAAAAUAAUAUCCAACUGUGUGAAAUAGAUUUUUAUCUGAGUGAACCAAGAGCAAAGAGUGAUACUGACCCGUUAAUGUGAUGGAAGGCAAAUGCAUAUCGGAUCCCCAUACUCUCGAAAAUGGCAAGAGAUUAUCUAUCUAUACAAGGAACAUCAACUGCUUGUGAAAGGCUUUUCUCAGUUGGAACUAAUUUAUUGUCAAAAAACCGCAUGUCAUAUAAGGAAGAAAAUAUAAGAAAAACUCUUUUCCUUAAAAAUUGGCUUAAAUUAUAAAUUAAAUUAAUAAUAUAUAUUUUAAUUUUGUUUAUA